Nerophis lumbriciformis (worm pipefish) is the source of this 1807-nucleotide messenger RNA. RefSeq lists its product as uncharacterized. Lineage: Eukaryota; Metazoa; Chordata; Actinopteri; Syngnathiformes; Syngnathidae. The record is from RefSeq and is a predicted model, not a curated record. Gene Ontology annotation, biological process: regulation of transcription by RNA polymerase II. Gene Ontology annotation, molecular function: DNA-binding transcription factor activity, RNA polymerase II-specific; RNA polymerase II cis-regulatory region sequence-specific DNA binding.
CCGAGCACUCGUGUAGAGACGAGCGACAUAGUGUGGUCUAUAUGUUUGUGGUCAUUCCUGCAUUUAUAGCUUUCUACUUAUUUGUUUAUCGCACCACUAACUACACUUUUGUUAAUUUUUCUUGUCAGGAUAAACUCGCCUCAGUGAACUGACGCUUUUCAGGCUAGCUUAGCUCGCUAGUUAGCUUAGCGUGCUAGUUAGCUUAGCUUGCUAGCCGCGGAAGUUAUCAACACAUCGCUAAGCAGAGAAAAUGUGUAAAGUACAAAUGUUGAGAGUGUUGGUGAAUCAGCGACUAAAUGAGGCUGUGGAAGAAAUAUUUGUAGUGUUGGAAAGAACGAUAGCAGAGUACGAAGAUGAACUUUCCCGAACAAAAGAGGAGAAGGAGCGACAACGUCAACUACUGGACGCUGUUUUCAAGAAGCUGCCGAGAACAGACGGCUUUGAAGAAAAUCUUCCGUGGCAGCAGGAGUGGUCUUCCAGGAUGGAGCAGGAAGAGGCACAGCCAGCGCAAACUAAGGGGGAUGAGGAGUACCCACAACCCCCUUACCUUAAAGAGGACAUGAAGGAGCCUCAGCUCAUUCACAUUGAAGAGGAAGAUGAGGAGCCACUACCCCAGCAUAUUAAGGAGGAAGGGGAGGAGCCACAGCACCCUCACAUUAAAGAGGAGGAAGAUGAGGUGCCAGAUUCCCCCAUGUCAAAGAGAAAUAGUCAAAGCCCAUCUACCUUAAAAAUUAAGAGGAUGAGCCACAAACCCCCUCAAAAUAAAGAAGAGGAGGAACACAGCAUUAGUCAAGACGGAGAGCGUCUUAAAGGACUGGAGGAGGUUGAUGUCACCAAGAUGCCAUUGACCGUUGUCAUUGUGAAGAGUGAAGACGAUGAGGGUGAAGGUGAGGAGAAGGGAGAGGUGGAGCCUCCAACUCCACACAUGACAACAGAAGCUGAUGGAGACCACUGUGGAGGAUCACAAGCAGACAAGCUCUUCGCUCCACUAUCAGAUAGUGACGACAUAACGUCACACUCUCCUGACACUGAUGAUGAAGAAGAUGAUGACACUGAGGAUGAAGACUCUAAAGCUGACAUGACACGUCACACUGACAACAAACACUUGAAAUGCUAUUGCUGUGACAAAACGUUUAAAUACCCAUGUCAUCUGAAAACACACAUGAGAACGCACACUGGAGAAAAACCAUUCAUGUGCUCAGUUUGCAGCAAAAGCUUCGCACGAAAGCAGCUUUUGAAAUUACACAUGAGACUGCACACUGGUGAAAAAACAUUAUUGUGCUCCGUUUGUAGUAAAAGAUUCCCUACAAAGCAAAGUUUGAGAUUACACAUGAGAAUGCACACUGGAGAAAAACCAUUCGUGUGUUCAGUUUGUAAUAAGAGAUUCACUCAGAAAGGAAAUUUGAUGAGACACGAGAACACACAUCGGAGAGAAAGUGUUGAGUUGCAGUGUGUGUGAUGAAAGAUUCUCAUAUACCAUGUGGUCAGAAGUUUACAUACACUUGUAAAGAACAUAAUGUCAUGGCUGUCUUCAGUUUCCAAUAAUUUCUUCAACUCUAAUUUUUUUGUGAUAGAGUGAUUGGAGCACAUACUUGUUGGUCACAUGAAACAUUCAUUAAGUUUGGUUCUUUUAUGAAUUUAUUAUGAGUCUACUGAAAAUGUGAGCAAAUGUGCUGGGUCAAAAGUAUACAUACAGCAAUGUUAAUAUUUGCUUACAUGUCCCUUGGCAAGUUUCACUGCAAUAAGGCGCUUUUGGUAGCCAUCCACAAGCUUCUGCUUGAAUUCUUGACCACUCCUCUUGACAAAA